AGAAAACGAAAGUAAGUGAUUCACCCCGGUCAUCCCGCGCAGUUUGUCCAGAGGCUACGUUAUAGCCUAAACUACAAAAAUCAAUCCUGGUUUUUAUGACAUCUUGAAUCCUGGUGGACAGUGAUGUGGUGGCUGCUGCUCUUUUUACCUGUCUGUCGAGGUGCACAAAGUCCUGACACAUUCACCUUGUCUGUUCCUGAUGGCCCACUCUCUGUCUGGAUGGGAUCCUCGGUCAUCCUGCCCUGUUCACUCUCUCCUGCGUUCACUGCAUCACUAAAAGUGCGCUGGCACCAACCUGAUAAGUACAAAACUCCAGUUCUGCUUUAUGAGAAGCAGCAGAUCCAGCAGCAGCCUGCUGACCCUCAGUACAGGGGCAGGGUGUCACUGAUAGGGGGGCUGGAGAAGGGGAACGUGUCCCUGAAACUGGAGAACGUCUCACUGGCAGACACUGGAGAGUUUGUCUGUUUUGUUGCUGGGGAUAAGUGGUACGAUAAGGCCAGUGUUCACCUCAUUGUGAAAGUGAUGGGCUCCCCACCGGUCCUUUCAGUCAGUGAUGGGGGCAGUGGGCAGGUGAAUGUUACCUGUGUGUCAGAUGGUUGGUCUCCAAAGCCUACACUCACCUGGAGAAACAACAGAGGCGCAGAAAUCCCCAGUCAGAACCAUCACAGUGCGACAGAUGCACGUGGACUUGUGACUUCCUGGCUGUUGCACUCUUCCUCUGAUUCCGAGUGGGUUGCGUGCUCUGUAGGUCUGUCUGAAGAGGAGAGAAAAGAGAGCAGGGUCUUACCUCACACCUCCAGGACUGGCACAGUGGAACUGGAGAGGAUACUGAGGGACAAAGAUGCAGAGAUGGAGAAUCUGAAACAGAAGAGUAAAGGCCCUUGGAAAGAAGUUUUCAUUAGUGGUCUGGUUCUGUUGCUUCUGUCUUCCAUUGCUACUGUACUCAUCUUGUACAAAAAAGGUUUUAUUAAAUGGAAAUAUUCAAAGGAAACAGCAGCAGGUAAUUCACAAGAGUCUCAACAGGAAGAAUUGUGUGCCAGAGGGAAGGAAACAGAGAGCCUACUGAAGAAACAGAGUGAGGAGAAGACUCUGAAUCAGAAGAUUACAGGGCUGCUGAGUCAACUGGAAGAGAGUAAGAGAGAAGUGGAGAGACUGAACCAGCAGAUUAAAGCAACAACUGAUGAAGAUGAAGGGAAAAAAUUGAAUGGAAAAGUGAAUGACAUCGAGAAAGAGCAUCAGAAACUGAAACAGCAAAAUGAAGACCUACUGAAACAGCAUGAGGAGGAGAAGACUCUGAAAAAGGAGGUGGAGACUCUGAAUCAGAUGAUUACAGGGCUGCUGAGUCAACUGGAAGAGAAUAAGAGAGAAGUGGAGAGACUCAACCACCAGAUUAAAGGAAAAAUAGCAACUGAUGAAGAUGAAGGAAAAAAACUGGAGGGAAAAGUGAAUGACAUCAAGAAAGAGAAUCAGGAACUAAAGCAGCAAAAUGAAGACCUACUGAAGAAACAGAGUGAGGAGGAGAAGACUCUGAAAAAGGAGGUGGGGGCUCUGAAUCAGAAGAUUACAGGGCUGCAGAGUCAACUGGAAGAGAAUAAGAGAGAAGUAGAGAGACUCAACCACCAGAUUAAAGCAAAUGAUGAAGAUAAAGAAAAAAAAACGGAGGGAAAACUGAAUGAUAUUGAGAAAGAGAAUCAGGAACUGAAGCAGCUAAAUGAAGGUGCUUUUUCUCAGAAUCACGGACUAGUAAUCCAAGUAAAACCGUGGAAGACAGUGAAACGUCUUAAAAGAAAUCCUCACCAUGGAUGAAGCCAGUGUAAAGGGCGACCUGGAAGUAGAUAGUAGGAGGAAAAGUGUGAAAUGCACUAAACCAAACAGAAAUGAAACACUAAACGCUAUGUCUACAUACAUUCUAUGUAAAGAGACCUUCAGUUCAGGACAACACUUCUGGGAGGUGAA
Alosa sapidissima (American shad) is the source of this 1956-nucleotide messenger RNA. Its product is annotated as butyrophilin subfamily 3 member A2-like. Bases 124 to 1806 code for a protein of 560 amino acids. The transcript is spliced from 21 exons. The record is from RefSeq and is a predicted model, not a curated record. Lineage: Eukaryota; Metazoa; Chordata; Actinopteri; Clupeiformes; Clupeidae.